AUGAAACUGACACUCACCAUAGAGGGGAAGAAAGCUGUGGGACUUAUGGAUUCUGGGGCAAACUGUAGUUUGUUGUCGGAAAAUUGGUAUUUGGGGAAUUUAAAACCAAAAGGGGUGACAUUGUAUAAUAGUAGUGACUACAUAUGUGACCUGAGUGGUAACGAAAUUAAUAUAAUAGGUCAUGUCGUUGUUGAUGUGGAAGUAAGUGGAAUGGAACAGAAUAGCUGUGUGUUCUAUGUCAAGAGAGCUGAGAAAGGAAGGAAUGGUCUUGGCAAGAACACUGAACAAGAGUGCCUUGUGGGCAUGAAUGUUUUGUCUUUGCUUUUUGAAAAGUGGGGAGUCACCAAAAAUGUUAACGUGAUGGCAUCAGAGAAAGAUAGAUUAAAAGCUGAAUAUGGUAAAGUUUUGGAUUGCUGUAUGAGACUAGUUGGUCAAACUAUGCAGGUUUGGCAGAGGGAGGAUUUAGGAUAUGCUAGUUGCUUAAGACAACAGAAAAGAAAUGUCCCGUCAGGUAGCAGGAAACUAAUUAAGGUAUACAUUGAUAACCUAAAGGAAGUGCCAAAGGAGUAUGUAGUUUUAGAGAAAGUAGCAGAUGAGAGUAAAAAUAUGUUGCCUCCGGGUGUUCAGGUCUUGCCCAGUUUUUCUAUAUGUGAAUGGGGCGUUGGAUAUGUUUGUGUUGCUAAUUGGUCUAAAGAUAAUGUCAGCAUUGAAGCAGGCAGUAUAUUGGCCACGGUGCAACUUGGCAUAGGGGAGUUUAUGGAGGAUGAUGAUAACGAGAAUACUGAAAAACUAUCAGAGGAAGAACUUCAAAACCACAGACGGAAGUUGGGAGUAAAUGUCGAUGAAAGUAACUUAAGUAAGUCGGAUUUGUUAAGACUUGAUAAGAUACUCUACAAAUAUAAAGACUGUUUUGAGCUAAAUGAUUCAGACCUAGGUUUGAUAAAGGGAUGGGAACAUUCCAUUAGAUUGUCCUGUGGGAAACCUAUCAAAUUACCGUAUAGGAGAAUAGCACCUACGUUAAUCCCUGAGGCUAAACAGUUGCUUGAUGACUUAAAGAAACGGGGUGUAAUUGAAGAAAGUGCAAGUCCUUAUGCAGCACCUAUAGUCCUUGUGAGGAAGAAGGGGGGAGGCUUAAGGUUGUGCAUUGAUUAUAGAAAAUUGAAUGAAAAAAACUUUAAAGGAUGCAUUUCCUCUUCCUAG
Messenger RNA from Macrobrachium nipponense, 1200 nucleotides. RefSeq lists its product as uncharacterized. The transcript has a single exon. The record is from RefSeq and is a predicted model, not a curated record. Lineage: Eukaryota; Metazoa; Arthropoda; Malacostraca; Decapoda; Palaemonidae. The coding region runs from base 1 to 1200 and encodes 399 amino acids.